CCACUUCUCCGCCACAAUCAGAUUUUCCAGAUUUUACACAUUUUGUUUUCGUCAUCUCACCUUUCUGCUGGUCCUCUCUGGUUUGCUCUCCAUGGCGGCAAGCGCAGCUUGUCUCUUCCCGUCCGUCUUCUCAUCGGCUCUCCGUCGCCGGAGCGAAGCUUCAGCCGCCGCAGGCUCCGAUCAGAACCCGAGGCUCAGUUCAUCGUCCACUCGCAGAUUCGCCGUUUCGACGGAGCAAGUGUCCUCCUCCGCAGCGACCGCAGCUCCCUUUCCUCCGUCGAGACCGGUCAGUUUCCUAGAGAACGGGCGGAGCGACGAGAAAUGCGGAGAAAAAGCGAGCGGCGACCAGAGCUCUUCGACGCCGUUCAUGGAGGACGUGGAGCUGGAGAGCGGACGCGAGAGGUUGAGGAGGUUCUUCGAUGAGGCGAAGGAUCUGACCAGAGCGGACGGCGGACCGCCUCGCUGGUUCUCUCCUCUGGAGUGCGGCUCUCGCUUGGAGAAGUCGCCCCUGCUUCUUUAUCUACCUGGAAUCGAUGGCACUGGAGCUGGCCUUACUUUGCAGUACAAACAGCUCGGAAAGAUGUUCGACAUUUGGUGCUUGCACAUCCCAGUCAUGGAUAGAACGUCAUUUCUAGACCUGGUGAAACUGGUCGAGAGAACAAUUAAGGCGGAGGCCUACCGCUCCCCAGAUAGACCUAUAUAUCUUGUUGGAGAAUCGUUGGGAGGAUGCCUUGCAUUAGCCGUCGCAGCACGCAACCCUGACAUUGAUCUUCUCUUAAUCUUGGCCAACCCAGCCACCUCUUUUGACAAGUCACAGAUACAACCUCUAUUACCUUUGCUGGAGUUAAUGCCGCAACAGUUGCAGCUAAGCUAUCCUUUCAUCCUGAGUUUGAUGGCAGGUGAUCCUUCGAGGACGUUCAAGGCUAGCACAGCAAAAGGGCUUCCUCCUCAGCAAACAGUUGGAGAGCUAUCAAAGGACUUUUUGGCCAUCCCAUCUUACAAAUCUGUUCUUGCUGAUAUUCUUCCAAAAGGAACACUUCUGUGGAAGCUUCAGAUGUUUAAAUCGGCUUGGGCAUAUACAAAUUCACGCAUUCAUGCUGUCAAGGCACAGACUCUACUUCUUAUAAGUGGGAAGGAUAAGCUAUUGCCAAGUCAAGCAGAAGGUGCCAGACUAGACGAUGCACUGCAGAGAAGUGAUCUCCGCAAGUUUGAUGAUUCUGGUCAUUUCCUUUUCUUGGAAGAUGGUUUUGAUUUGGUUACCAUUAUUAAGGGUGUUAGUUUCUACCGUCGUGGAAAAGGUCUUGACUAUGUUUCAGACUAUGUGCCACCAACCCCUGCUGAAUAUAAGAAACAUUAUGAAUCAAACAGAUGGUUUGAUGAGAUAACCGCACCGGUGAUGCUGUCAACUUUAGAGGAUGGGAGAAUUGUCAGAGGUCUGGAUGGGAUUCCAUCGGAGGGGCCUGUUCUGUACGUUGGUUAUCAUAUGUUGUUGGGGCUUGAAGUGGUUCCUCUGGUUGUCCGAUUCGUAAGCCAGAAGAACAUACUUUUACGAGGGAUAGCACAUCCUAUGAUCUUUCAGAAAUAUGGAAAAGGACAAACGCCUGAGCCGGGUUUUUAUGAUACUUUUCGGAUGAUGGGUGCGGUACCUGUUUCGGGGACCAAUUUGUUCAAGCUCCUUUCGUCAAAGUCUCAUGUCUUGCUCUAUCCAGGAGGCAUGCGUGAAGCGCUUCAUCGUAAGGGUGAAGAAUACAAGUUAUUUUGGCCGGAACAGUCUGAGUUUAUCAGGAUGGCAGCCAGAUUUGGAGCUAAAAUAGUGCCUUUUGGUACUGUUGGAGAAGAUGACUUUGGUGAAGUCUUUUUUGAUUAUGAUGACCAAAUGAAGAUCCCAUACUUCAGGGACCAGAUUCGACAAAUGACAGAAGAAUUUGCAAAAGUGAGGGCUAACUCAACUGGAGAGGUAGCCAAUCAAGACGUGCACCUUCCUUGGAUUCUGCCAAAAAUUCCUGGGCGGUUCUAUUAUUGUUUCGGAAAACCAAUAGAAACAGCAGGGAGGAAGCAGGAACUGAGAGACCGGGAAAAAUCCCAUGAACUGUAUCUACAAGUCAAGUCGGAGGUAGAGAGAUGCAUGGCGUACCUGAGAGAGAAACGAGAGAGCGAUCCUUACAGAAGCAUCUUCUCCCGAUUGAUGUACCAAGCCACACGGGGUUCCACAUCCGAAAUUCCAACAUUCAAACUGUGAUCGGAACCUCAUCGGAGAGGGACCGUAUUGCUUGGACUUACUCCAGAGUAGCGUAGGCCACACACAGGUUUUACUGUACAGCGUAACAGGUCUUCGGUCGAUUAUUUCUUCUCAAAGGAAGGAGAAUUAUUACAUUCCUGGUGAAAAACAACGUCGAGGGAAGGAAAUUGAUGCUGCAAGAAUGUCUUCGACAUUUGUUACAUGGGACAUUAUCCCCAAGCAAUAUCAUUUGACCAGAACAAAGGUUUCUGAGAUUUCGGAUCCGCGACAUUCCGCGACUGCUGUGUUCGAUGGUAACUCAGGAGCCUCCCAGUCUGAAGAACAACUAUGGAUGGGCUUUUCUUCUUUUUGCUUUAUGCGGCUCUUUACUAAAUUGUGUCCAUAACAUUUAUCUUGUAAUUUCAGAAAGUAAAGAGCAGCUUUGCCUUCAGAACUGGUGAAUGUAAUUGCGGAUGCACUUCUCCAUCUCACCCCAUCCAUUAAUUCGAAGUUGUUCCUGGUUUA
Molecule: messenger RNA, 2743 nt
Organism: Syzygium oleosum
Lineage: Eukaryota; Viridiplantae; Streptophyta; Magnoliopsida; Myrtales; Myrtaceae
Product: phytyl ester synthase 2, chloroplastic-like
Exons: 14
Coding region: 92-2239 (715 amino acids)
Cellular component (GO): membrane
Source: RefSeq, a predicted model, not a curated record